GCGAGGAGAGGAGCAGCUCUGUGGGAUAGAGUGGAACGAUUAGCCAUGGCUAGAGCACCCGUGCCGUGAGAACCCAGCCUGAGCCGAGGCGGAGUAUUGUCAUGGAGAGCAGCCAUCAAAGUAAUUACAAACUCAACAAAACUGAGAAGAAGUCCUUAAGGAAACAGAUUAAAGCCAGGCAUACUUUGCUGAGACAUGAAGGCAUUGAGACGGUGCCCUAUGCCACUCAGAGCCUGGUUGUUGCCAAUGGAGGUUUGGGUAAUGGUAUGAGUAGGAACCAGCUGCUCCCAGUUUUAGAGAAAUGUGGACUUGUGGAUGCUCUCCUAAUGCCACCCAAUAAGCCCUACUCAUUUGUCAGAUAUCAAACUACAGAAGAAUCCAAGAAAGCUUAUAUUACCCUCAAUGGAAAAGAAAUAGUAGAUGAUUUAGGCCAGAAGAUCAUUCUGUACUUAAAUUUUGUGGAAAAAGCACAAUGGAAAGAAUUGGGAGUUCAAGCCUUACCACCAGGACUCAUGGUAGUGGAAGAAAUUAUUUCUUCUGAGGUUGAGACAAUGCUUUUGGAAAGUAUUAACUGGACAGAAGAUACAGACAAUCAAAAUUUUCAAAAAUCCUUAAAACACAGACGAGUAAAGCAUUUUGGUUAUGAAUUCUACUAUGAGAACAACAACGUGGAUAAAGAUAACCCAUUACCUGGGGGUCUCCCUGACAUUUGUGAUAGCAUUUUGGAGAAGUGGUUAAAGGAAGGUUUCAUUAAACAUAAACCUGAUCAGUUGACUAUAAACCAGUAUGAACCUGGGCAAGGAAUUCCUGCACAUAUUGAUACACAUUCUGCUUUUGAGGAUGAAAUCAUUUCUCUCAGUUUGGGGUCAGAGAUUGUCAUGGAUUUUAAGCACCCCAAUGGUUUCACAGUGCCUGUUAUGUUGCCUCGUCGGAGUUUGCUGGUGAUGACAGGAGAAGCACGAUACCUUUGGACCCAUGGAAUCACACCCAGAAAAUUUGAUACUGUUCAAGCAUCAAAGGGUCAUAAAGGUGGAAUUGUCACCAGUGAUGUUGGAGACCUAACUUUAAGCAAGAGAGGAAUACGGACAUCAUUUACAUUUAGAAAAGUGAGACAAACACCUUGUAACUGUAGUUACCAUUUGGUCUGUGACAGCCAAAUGAAGGUGACUGCCCCAUCAUUUCCAGAGAGUGAUAAAGAAGCGUCCCAACUAGAGCAAGAAUAUGUCCACCGAGUUUAUGAAGAAAUCGCGGGGCACUUCAGCAGCACAAGGCACACCCCAUGGCCACAUAUUGUGGAGUUUUUGAAAGCUUUGCCAAGUGGUUCGUUAGUAGCAGAUAUUGGAUGUGGAAAUGGAAAGUAUCUUGGUAUCAAUAAGGACUUAUACAUGAUGGGCUGUGAUCGUAGCCAAAACUUGGUGGAUAUUUGCAGGGAAAGGCAGUUUCAGGCCUUUGUCAGUGAUGCGUUGGCAGUACCAAUCCGCAGUGAGUCUUGUGAUGCCUGUAUCUCCAUUGCUGUGAUUCAUCAUUUUGCUACAGCAGAGCGCAGAGUGGCAGCUCUCCAAGAACUUGUUCGACUCCUGAGACCUGGCGGGAAAGCACUCAUUUAUGUCUGGGCAAUGGAACAAGAAUAUAAUAAAAAGAAGUCCAAAUACCUUAGAGAAAGCAGACUUAGCCAAGGAAAGAAAGAGGAGAACAAAAAUGACACAUCAAUGCAAGAGUUACUUGUGGAGCAAACACCUGAUGUGGGCAAGCGGGAUUCAGCAUGUUCUGCCGGCCUGAAUGACUUUCAGAUGGAAGGAUGCAAUUCAAAGAAACUUACGAAUUCCAGGCUGCCUAUUCACACUAACAGGACUUCUUUUCAUUCUCAAGACUUACUAGUUCCCUGGCACCUUAAGGAAAACUCUGGCAAAGAUAAACCUGUUGAACUGUCUGGGGCAGUGGUACCCCCUGAGCAAGGUGCUGUGUUUCAUCGCUAUUACCAUGUGUUUUGUGAGGGAGAAUUGGAGGCUGCCUGCCAGACUUUGAGUGACGUCAGCAUUCUGCAGAGCUUCUAUGAUCAGGGGAACUGGUGUGUGAUUCUUCAAAAAAUCUGAUUCUUUGAACAUGUCAUCAGGGAAGAAAUGUUCACUUUUUAUUGCUUUUAAAGGCAACUAAAUUAGCUCUCUUUUGAGUAAAAAGAAAGUACUUGUGGAAAAGUACCCAAGGUGAGUGCCUGAAAGAAGUGUGGAAGUAGAGAUUAAUUAGGUAAUACCCAGUCUAUGACUGCUGCAGACCUCAUUUUAUCCUCAAAGGUAGGCUUCUCCUAAGGGGAAGAACAUGGUUGUUUUGAAAAGUGAUUCAAGUAGUUUGUGAGAUAUUUAGGAAAUGGGUGUGGGUACAGUAUUUUGAAGAUAAAUUUUGUUAUAAAAUAUUAUAAAUGAACUCACG
Condylura cristata (star-nosed mole) is the source of this 2427-nucleotide messenger RNA. RefSeq names its product alkB, alkylation repair homolog 8 (E. coli) (gene ALKBH8). The record is from RefSeq and is a predicted model, not a curated record. NCBI's taxonomy places the organism in Eukaryota, Metazoa, Chordata, Mammalia, Eulipotyphla, Talpidae. Gene Ontology annotation, biological process: tRNA wobble uridine modification. Bases 102 to 2093 code for a protein of 663 amino acids. The transcript has 12 exons. Gene Ontology annotation, cellular component: nucleus; cytoplasm. Gene Ontology annotation, molecular function: tRNA binding; S-adenosylmethionine-dependent methyltransferase activity; 2-oxoglutarate-dependent dioxygenase activity.